This is a messenger RNA of Schistocerca cancellata (South American locust), 3498 nucleotides long. It is a transcript of the gene TAF1B, whose product is annotated as TATA box-binding protein-associated factor RNA polymerase I subunit B. Gene Ontology annotation, molecular function: RNA polymerase I core promoter sequence-specific DNA binding. Gene Ontology annotation, cellular component: RNA polymerase transcription factor SL1 complex; RNA polymerase I core factor complex. The coding region runs from base 889 to 3180 and encodes 763 amino acids. The transcript has 12 exons. Gene Ontology annotation, biological process: RNA polymerase I preinitiation complex assembly; nucleolar large rRNA transcription by RNA polymerase I. Lineage: Eukaryota; Metazoa; Arthropoda; Insecta; Orthoptera; Acrididae. The record is from RefSeq and is a predicted model, not a curated record.
GUGUAAAUACAGACUGUGGUAAACACUCCAUUUCUAAAGCACAAAUCUGACAUAGAUUUUGUUGAUGUAUUUCAGUAAUAUCUUUGAAGUAAAAGCGUGUGGGCGCCUGGAAAAUCAGUGAUGUUGUAGUUGGAUCGUGUUUGACGAUUUCGAAAAGUUUAAGCUUUAAAGGAACUUUAUGCUGGCUUUUUAAGUAACCUACAACAACAUACGAGUUAAAAUAUGUAUUACGCCCUGUCAUUUCUAUUAUUGGGCAGUGACGAAAAGUUUAAUAAACUUUAAGUGAAGUUUACGCCGGCUUUUCAAGUAACCUAUAACAACACACGAGUUAAAAUAUGUAUUGCGCCCUGUCAUUUCUAUUAUUGGGUCGCAAUGCCUGUAAGUAUUUAUUUUCGUGAAAGUAUCGGCCGUUAGUUAAAUCAAAAAUCAUCAUAAUGACUGACAAUCGUCCUGCGUGUGCUGUGUGCGGAGGGACUGACUAUUGUGUAGAAGCUGGUUUUUAUUACUGCAGCGAAUGUCAUACUCAGUCUCAGAGCUGCAAUAGUCUCCCAUUCAGAUCCCUGGGUGAGGACUACUCAGGAUAUUGCUGUAAUCAGGAAAAGCAAAAGUGGCAAUCUACGGAUCAGAGUGUGGGAUGUUUGAUUCCUUAAUCAGGAUAUAAGAGAGGAAGUAUUUGAAACAUGGAAUGAUGAAAAUAACGAAAUAUCUCAGGACUCAUCCAGUAAAAGAAAAAAACACAAGCUAGAACCUGAUCCAGACAGAGAAUGGACAACGUGGGAAGCAUAUAACUGGAUUUUAAAAGGCUUGGUCGAUGAAGUGAUUGAGCUUGGAGCAAAACCAUCAUUAAGGGAACUAGUGCUUCAGCUGUGGGCCAGCUAUCUGAGGAAGAUGGGCGUUGCAUUUACAUCAAAGAAAAACCAAGCUAUGCCCAAACUAGGAGUAGACUUUGAUCUACAGGAUGCUUCUUUAAUCUGUGGCAUAAAAAUGAAAUCAGAAACUUCUAGCAGGAAGAGCUCAUCAUGUAAAAGUGUGAAGUCAGCAUCAUCGAUGUCACAGUCAACAGUGUCAUCAAGCUAUACGAGCUCUCGAUAUCUACAGAGAAAGAAAUUUCAGUCGAAACGUAGAAAACUUAUGGUUGAAGAAGCAAAGAGGGUGCAGCAAGAUGUUGAGGCUUCCUUAGAUUUUUCUUCUCAACUUGAACAGAGCUUGAGAGAGAGAGAGUCAUCUGUGGAAACAAUAUCCAUUGUCUCCUGCAGUUCAAGAUCAAGGGGUUGUGGAUCAGAAGUCUUACUGAAAGAGCGAAAAAGAUUGCUAAGGAAGAUCUGUGGUGCUCGAGGAAUGUACAAAGGGCACAAACGUGUUGGUAAUUCGGACCUCCGUUCAGCAGCAGAUCCAAACUUUCUUGGUCGCACCAGAUUACUUAACCUCAUUCAUCUCGGCCUUCUUGUUGACUGCAGUGAACAACAACUCAGUGAUCUAUUAAGAUGGAUCCGAGAAGGGCACCUAUCAUAUCAACAUGUGACACAUUUCUUCCCUCAAGGAGUCUGCAUCAAGAAAAGCGAUAGAACACAGUUUGGUGCAUCAGUGCAAAGUGCAAAUUAUUCCACCAUAUUAAAAGGCACUGGACUUUUAAUAAAGUGGUUGGGCGUGAAAUAUGUGCCAGUUCCAGAUGUUCAUAAGUUAGUUGAACGGCAGGUCCAUGAAUUAGGGUUGCCAGAUAUGAUGAUAACACUGGUGGAGCGGCUUGCCGAAUUUAUUCCUAUUCUCCCUUACUUUGAGGAAAAUAAAUAUUUUUAUAGUUUUGAGGUGCAGACAAUGGCCAUGAUUAUUUUCGUGCUGAAAUUACUUCUAGGAUUGGAUGAUCGUACAGAGCACAGUGUGUCAGAAACUGCAGAAAGGCUAAAUGAGCUGUAUGUUGGUGACGAUCUUCGACUCUUCAGCUGGGACAGAUGGGUGUGUUGGUUUGAGAGACGCAAGCAACUACUGGUGAGACACCAUAUUCCCACUCGAGACUUAAUAGAUCCAAGAGAAGAAGGUAAUACUCAGCAACUAAUUGAACACUGGAAAAGGGCUGUCAAGGAUGAAAGGCUAUGUGAAAAGGUGAAGACUAUGGACCAUUUAUUCAAGGGUUUGAAACCACAGACAGUUGAAAUUCUGAAACGGCCAUUGCUGUUGCUUGCAGAGAGACAUGAAAAAUCAUAUAACUUGUAUUUUCCUGCAACCCUCAGACCACUGUCAACUUACAGUACCAUUAUCAUUACCCAUAAGUGUCCUAAGCAGCAAAAUUCUCUCCGGAAAAAUUUCAACACUUCAGAUAUGAACUUCAUGUUGGAUCCUUCUGAGGUGCUGAAUCUUGCUGAAGAAAAUAAUAUAAAAUUAAAAAUUCUGAUGAAGAGUGCGCAUUCAAGCUUCAAGAGACUACUGUCAGUGUCUCGACGUUGUAAGUAUGAUAAUGUAUAUGCCAAAAUUUCAGUUGUGUCUGAUGGAAGAUCAGAAAUGUGUUCUGGCAGGAGAUGGAAAAGAACAGAGGUCAUUCCUUUACAUUCUCUUAGUAGUAAGGAGAAAAAGAGAUUUUGCCAGAAGAAAGUAAAAAAUAAUAGAGAAUUAAGAAAGACAAAUAAUAUAAAAGACAAACAUAGUUUGAUGGAACAAAACGACCAUUUAUUUUCAAGAGAGCAUAACAAAUGUAACACUUGUAAACAUCAACAAAAAAGUGAAAAGAAGAGAAAGGGAGACUGUUUAAUUCGUAACUCAUCUACAAUCAGUAACAACUUUUAUCUACAGUCUGAAGAAUUUCUCAACUUUCACAUAAAAACUGUUUCGCAAAGUAGUGGUGUUAUUCGUCAACCAACAAUUCUGGAAAAGAGCAUAGUGGGACUGGCAACAACUGCUCAGAGAAAAAGUAUCAAGAGACUUAAAAAGAAAUUGCUAAAUGGUAUCACAAGAUCAGGCAGAGAAUGUCUGAAGCUUUAUUUACCUUAUAGGCAUUACUGGAUCUGUAGUGGAUCAUAUGAGAAAGGGGAAAUUUCUGAUGAGCAAUUCGAAUCAAUCAUCAGGAAACUGCCAACAUCGUUCAACUGGCUUUUACAGGAAUGUGCUCGCAUUCUUGAAGUGGAGAAAAGGUACCUUUAUUGUGAGCUGCUACGUGUCGAAGGUGCUGCGCUGUGUGUACACAGUUAAGUUUUUUAGAUCAUUGAUUAUAUUUUUUGUACCACUGCCAUCUUUUAAAAUGUAUUAUCUUUGUAUGAGUAUUAUCAUUUCUUUAUGUGUAUUGUUGACUGUGACAAGUAUUAGGAAUAGUUUUCCUUCUGGUACCUGUCUGCAUUUUCAGAAGGAAAUAAUACUGGUAAAGCACAUUUUUACAUUUAAAUGACUGGUUUGUCUUAUGAAUAUGUACCUAAAUUUUGUGUGUAUCAGUUAAUUGUGUCUUUUUGAAUUAUGUUAGCAUCUGCUUAAUUUUUUUUUAUUAAACGUAGACAUGACAAGCUUUUACUACUA